Molecule: messenger RNA, 2547 nt
Organism: Fulvia fulva
Lineage: Eukaryota; Fungi; Ascomycota; Dothideomycetes; Mycosphaerellales; Mycosphaerellaceae
Exons: 1
Coding region: 1-2547 (848 amino acids)
Biological process (GO): transmembrane transport
Cellular component (GO): membrane
Molecular function (GO): transmembrane transporter activity
Source: RefSeq, a predicted model, not a curated record
AUGUCGAUGCCGCUGAAUGAACCACCAUACUUGCCGCCUCGAAGACCAAAGUCGGCAACAGAUUUCAAAGCAAAGCGGCUGUCACAGGCUGCUACACCUCUGUACCUCCCACCUCGGCCGGUAUCUCUGGUGGCGCCUACUCGCGGACCGCUCACACCCGUCUCUGAGCUCACACAGGUGCCAUACUCGCAUCGCAGUCAGCGGGACUCUUCGGCAUCACUGCCUGCUUCGAGGCAUGUAUCUUCUGGAGACCAAGCUGGAGCGGGAACUUCUCAGUACGCAACAAGCGACCUUUCUCAGCAUUCACUCAAAGAGGACAUCAUCGAGGCAGUUCCCCAACCUUCACGACCUCGCCCAGUGGCACGACACUCUUUGCUUCGCUUUGAGAGCAAACUUUCCCCGACGAAGUCUAGUCGUAAAGGCCUCGAUUUUCGUACCUCUUUAGACAGAGCCGCAACAGAGCCUCAGACAGAGUCUACCAGCAGAAGACCAAGAAGCUAUCCCUGCUCUCGCUCUGGUUCAAUGUAUCGCGGCAUCGACAGCAACUCUCCAACAGACGUGACCCCAAUCCCAUCGAUCCCGCCACACAUGCAGAACCACGAUCCAUGUCGACUGCCACCCCUUCAACAGCCAAUGGAGCUCGCCGACCUCUCCCGUAGCAGCUCCCAGCAUUCCACAGCUCGUCGACCAAAGGUCGUCAGACCCAGAGCUUCAUGGCAGUCCAUGUUGAGCCUCGACAACCUCUUGACCUACCGCGAAGAAAAGGCAGACUGGAAGCGCGCCUCCUCCUUCAUGCAAUCCCCGGUGGAGAGCGACUACGAGCGACAUCCCACUCUCACCUCGGCGCCAGAUACAAUCCCUCUUGACGACAUGUCCAACCACAAGAGGGUCGACACCCCACCAGCCUCAGGCGCAGCAACGCCAGACUCCGCUUCACGUCCAGCAUCAGUCAUAAUACCCGACUCGCCGCCACCCACCAGCCGCUUCCGCCACGUUAUUGCCGAGUUGGGAUUCUGCUUCACCAUCGCCAUGACGCAGUUCCUCGCCGAGUACAUGAUCUCGGGCUUCGCCAUCGAGCUCCCCAAACUCAUCGCUCGCCACAGCUCAGACGAUGACGGCGGCAUGGGGAAGUUCUGGCCCGCUUCGCUGCUCUCCCUCAUUCUUAGUGCAACACUGCUCAUCUUUGCUCGCAUCUCGGACAUGUAUGGUGGCUACUUCCCCUUCAUGUUUGGUGUCAUGUGGCUUGGAGUGUGGUCUUUAGUCGCUGGCUUUGCGGGGCUGGGGACUUUGCUGGAUGUAGCGAGAGCGAUGCAGGGACUGGCGAUCGCUACGUUCACGCCGGCAACGUUUGCGAUGCUGGGGAGCAUAUAUCAUGAAGGACCGAGGAAGAACUCAGUAAUAGGGCUGUAUGCCGGAUGUGCGCCGCUAGGGUUCUUUGGCGGUUUCUUGGUCGCUGGGGCUUUGCCGGACGGUGCGCAGGGGUGGUACUUCUGGAUCGCGGCGAUUUUGGCUUUCACGACUGCUGUUACUGCGUACCUUACUGUGCCACAUGAUCGCACAGAUCGGAAGCAGUUGGGGUUGAAGAUGGACUGGAGUGGUGCGUUCUUGAUCACGGCUGGGCUGAUCUUGUUGGCGUAUGCUUUGGCUGUUGAGCCUUAUGCGAAUGCUUCGGAUCCUUCUAGGUCUGGCUGGUCUUUCCCGAUGGUCAUCGCGCCGCUGGUCGUUAGUGUUGCUUGCCUUGGAACGGCAUUCUGGGUUGAAGGCUGGAUUGCUAAAUGCCCAUUACUUCCAUUUGACUUCUUCAAGCCAAAGGACGUCAAAUCAUUCUCCUUGAUGUCGUUGUGCUUUUAUGCCACAUACGGAGUCUGGCUAUACGAAUCAGCACAGUUCUUCCAGAACGCCCACGCGACGGGUACGGAGAAUGGUAUCGAUGGUGUUACACUUGCCGCCUGGUAUACGCCAACCGCCGUUGGAGGAUUAAUACUUUGUGUCCUCUCGGGCAGGCUGUGCCACAUGGCCCCAAUCAUGGCCUCGCUGCUGGUGUCUGCAAUGGCGUGGAUCGCAGCACCAUUACUUCUGGCUCUGUGUCCAUUGCCAUUGGAUUAUUGGGCGUAUGUCAUGCCGUCAAUGGUAUGUGCCACUCUCGGCAUCGAUAUUACAUUCACCAUAUCGUGUGUCUUCAUGGCGGCGACACAACCACUCCGGUACCAGGGUUUGGCGGGAGCCAUGUCAUCGAUCUUGGUCAACCUGGCCAUGUCCUUCUCACUCUCGAUCUCUGAGAUAGUAUCGGAGAAGGGUAGGAGCUCUAUCACCUUGCCGUCAUUUCAGUCUCCAGAGUACGCUGCAUUGGCAGAGGAGCAAGAGAUGUGGGGCUUCCGGUCGGCCUUUUUCUAUGGUGCUGCAUCUGCAGGAGUCGGUCUCAUCAUCUGCGCACUGUUCGUGCGCAUCUCACGCUCUGUCGUCAACCCGCAGCCAGUUGAUGAGGAGCAAGCUCGGCCUCGUCCUUCUUCGGAGGCCUCCACCUUGGUUGAUGGGAGUGAUCGUUGA